This is a messenger RNA of Prorocentrum cordatum, 1569 nucleotides long. The record is from the annotation of a GenBank genome assembly. Lineage: Eukaryota; Dinophyceae; Prorocentrales; Prorocentraceae.
CUGCUCCCGCGGCUCAAGAUCCGCGCGCCCGCCUUGACUCCGUGGCGGGGCCGCAGCGAUGCUGCUGAGGCGCCGCUGGCCACGCUGGCACCCGUGGCGGACCUCGCCGCCGUGCCGCACAUGCGCUCCAGCGCCCUGCGGAGGCUGGCCCAGGCGGCCGCGGCCGAGGGCGGCAAUCCCCUGGUCUGGCAGGCGAUCACCGAGCGCUGCCAGGAUCAGGCGGAGCAGCUGCACUACUGGGACAUCGUCCUGAUCCUUCAGGCGUUCACGGAGGCGAGGUUGGAGAACAGGAGCUUGCUGAUGCGCCUGGCAGAGGCUCUGGGCGCCAAGUCUUCGAAGCUGGCCCCCAAGCACGUGCUCGACGUGCUCGCGGUCUACGAGGCGCACGGCAUCCGGCCGAGGUCGCUCUACGUGGAGCUCUUCCACGCCCUGGUCCGGCUGUCCAGGUCCAUGUAUCCGGAGGAGAUCUCAAUCACCCUGCAGUGCCUCGCGCGCCACGGCUUAGGCAACCCCACUGUGCUGGCCCACAUGAUCCGCGCGGCGCUGACGCAGCUCAGGGACUUCCGCAUGCGGUACCUCUGCGGCGCCGCUGGGGCGCUGGGCUCGCUCAAGGCGUGCCCGGCGCCGCUGCUCGAGCGGCUGGACGCCCAGGCGAGGUUCGCGGCGGAGACCGUGCCACUGCAGGAGCUGCUGGCGGACCUGCAGGCCUUCCCCCGGCAGGAGUUCUCCUGGAGGCCCUACGAGGAGCUGGUCCAGGAGGAGUUGCUGUCCCGCUGCCGCGGGCUGGAGAGCGCCGAGGACGUCGACCAGUUCGCCGACCCGUUCGAGGCGAUGCGCUUCCUGCAGUCUCAGGGGCACCUCCAGGACGGGUUCCUGGAGGCCCUCUGCCAGUGGUGCCUGCGGGGCGUGCACAGGCCUAACGUGAGGUCGGAGCGCCGCCCCACCGCCGAGCAGCUGGUGGAGCUGCACGCGGAGUGCCGGGAGCGCGGCCUUGAGGGCAGCGCGGCGCUGCAGGACGCCAUCCGCUACUACGUGGAGUCCGGGGGGGGGCGCUGGCCGAGCCAAGCGCCAAAGCCCCUGAAGUACAAGAAGCGCCGCAGCUACAUCGCCACGCCAGACCCGCUAGAGGGCCUCGUCGAGAUGCCCGCCCACUCGGCGCCGUCGGCCGCCGGGCCCGCCUUCGCGGCGCAGCCAGUGGCUGAUCUGCCCGGGCUGCCUGCGAGCCAGCCGCCGCCCGAGGAUCUGCUGCUGACCACGGCGCCCGUCGCGACGGGCGCGCGGAGGAAGCCCUCAGCCCGUGCCGCCGGGCUCACGCCGGAGCAGUCCACGGUGCGCUGCUGGGUCACGUCCAGGAAGGGGCCGCGGCGCGAGGGCGAGGAGGGCUGGCGACACCGCAAGGAUCCGGGCAUGAAGAAGAUGUUGCGGAAAGACAUGCCUCGGGCGCCGCUGUGGUACCAGGGAGGCUGGCACAUGCGCCCGAAGUAUCAACAGGGCGUCGCGACCAAGAACUACCCCUGGGCGGGCGUCCCCGUCGGCAAGAGCGGCACGGCCUACGUCAUGCGCAAGUGA